UUGGUUAUAUGGAGGCUGUAAAAUCAUGGCAGCUGAGAACUAAAAAAGACAUUCAUACAUGCAGCAGGGAGUUCAACCUGAAGUUAGUUGACGCCAAGUGGUUGAGCAAAAAGUUGGUGAAAACAGUUCAGGAAAAUCCUAAGAUGAAGGGUGUUGAUAUUCGUGAAAAAGUUCAAAGGAAGUGGAACAUAGGUAUAUCAAGGUCUAUGGCUUAUAGAGCCAAAGCUAUUGCUUCUAAUGAAAUUGAUGGGUCCUUUAAUGAACAAUAUAAGAGGAUAUAUGAUUAUGCGCAUGAGUUGUUGGAAAGAAAUCCAGGAUCUACAGUUAAGGUCCAUGUUGAGAAUAAUGAGGGUGAGUUAAUUUUCAAGAGAUUUUACUGUUGUCUGAAGGCAUGCAAAGACAGUUUUGUCUGCUGUAGGCCAAUAAUUGGAUUAGAUGGAGCCUUUUUGAAAGGGAAGUAUGGUGGUGAGCUGUUGACGGCUGUUGGGAGGGAUGGAAAUGAUCAAAUGUUGCCCAUUGCAUAUGCGGUGGUAGAAGUCGAAAACAAAGAUUCAUGGAUGUGGUUUUUGGAACUUUUGAUUGAUGAUCUUGGUGGUGGAGAAGUGUGUUCUUCAAUUACUUUUGUCUCCGACCAACAAAAGGGUCUACUACCAGCCAUACAACAGUUACUCCCAGGUGUUGACCAGAGAUUUUGUGUCAGACACUUAUAUUCAAACUUUAGGAAAAAGUUUCCUGGUAAAAAUCUGAAACAGCUGAUGUGGAGGGCAGCUACUGCCACUCAUCCACAAAACUGGGAAAGGGAGAUGAGAAACAUUAAAGAUAUAAAUGAAGACGCAUUCAAGCAUUUGAUUGCCAUCCCUCCAAGAUAUUGGUCAAGGUCCAGAUUCAGUCCAACACCAAAAUGUGACACAUUGGUCAACAAUAUCACUGAGGCUUUCAACAGUGUCUUGGUUCACACCAGGACUAAACCAAUCAUAACAAUGCUGGAAGAAAUUAGGGUAUACAUAAUGCAAAGAUGGGCAAAAAACAGGUCUAAGAUACAAUCAUUUUCAGGACCAAUUUGUCCAAAGAUCCAGGCCAGAUUUACAAAGGAAUCCCAAGCAACUAAGAAUUGGAUACCUAGCUGGUCAGCACACAAACUGUUUGAAGUAAGACACGUCUCCCAAAGUGGAGAAAAAUUUGUUGUAAACAUAGACGAGUUCUCCUGCUCGUGCAGGAGAUGGAGCAUCACAGGAAUUCCAUGUUGUCACUCCCUUGCCGCAAUGAAGUUUCUUAAUAUUGAUGGCCAGCAGUUCAUUCCGGCUUGCUUUCUAAAGUCCACCUAUGAAGAAACCUAUGCAUCAAUCGUAUAUCCCAUCAACGGCAACAACAUGUGGGACCUAACACCAUAUCCGGAUGUCAUGCCUCCUAGGAAAAAGGUUAUGCCUGGAAGACCUAAAAGGAAAAGAAGACUGGAGCAGUGGGAGAUCAGAAAGGAUGAUUCACGAGUGAGCAAGGGUGGUUUGCGGAAGAGAUGCGGGAUAUGUAGGGAGGUUGGGCACAACAGGAGUCGUUGCCCGAAAGCAACCGAAGAACCAAUCAUGCCAUCAUCGCAAUUAUCUGAAGUGUGUAUGAAUGAUGAGGAAGCUGAACUAUAGA
Messenger RNA from Vigna angularis (adzuki bean), 1638 nucleotides. RefSeq lists its product as uncharacterized. NCBI's taxonomy places the organism in Eukaryota, Viridiplantae, Streptophyta, Magnoliopsida, Fabales, Fabaceae. The transcript has 4 exons. The record is from RefSeq and is a predicted model, not a curated record. The coding region runs from base 9 to 1637 and encodes 542 amino acids. Gene Ontology annotation, molecular function: zinc ion binding.